This is a messenger RNA of Parascedosporium putredinis, 207 nucleotides long. Lineage: Eukaryota; Fungi; Ascomycota; Sordariomycetes; Microascales; Microascaceae. The record is from the annotation of a GenBank genome assembly.
AUGGAUCAGUUCUCGGAAACCCGAUCCCUAGUGAUGGAUCCAGACGGCGAUAUCCUAGCUAUCUUGCGUAUACCCUCCACUCCAUUCGCGCCGUGGGACAACAAUGAGGAGAAGGAGGCGGCAAGCGAGUCGGAAGUGCCAAACAGCCCCACAGAAGAAUCAUAUAUAGCCCCCUCUGAAGAUGAUCCCCCGAGGAGAUUGCGCUAA